Molecule: messenger RNA, 785 nt
Organism: Lolium rigidum
Lineage: Eukaryota; Viridiplantae; Streptophyta; Magnoliopsida; Poales; Poaceae
Exons: 5
Coding region: 1-642 (213 amino acids)
Source: RefSeq, a predicted model, not a curated record
AUGGAGGCGCGGCAACAAGGGGCACCAGCGGCGGCGUCGAGGGCGCUGUGGGGGCACGAGCACCUCCCGCUUCUGGCGCGCGCGCGGUCCAAGGACUCGGUGGAGUACAUCCUGCAGGCGCUCUGGCGCACCCGCCGCACCGGCCUCGACGCCGCCGACCGCGCCGUCGUCCGCGACAUCCUCCAGAUCUCCACCGACUCCGAGAUCGACCCCCUGUUGGUGUGCCUCAGGAUACUCAUCCGCAGGUGUGUCCAUGAAAACGUAGCAAAGGACGACAUCGCGAAGCUCUUCCCCGAGGAGGUGCUGCCCGAGCUGAAAAGGUUGCUCAUUCUGCUUCUGCACAAGUUUCAGCCCCAGUGGCGACAGGACGCCUCCAAGGAUCAGGCAUCUGCGGAAAAUCCGGGAACAACAAAAGGCAAUUUGAGUACAAAUCAAGACGUAUCAGAGCAACCAGCUAUUGCAGAGCUUCACGGUGUUGCAUCCUCAGCAAAUGCUUCAUCUGAAUCAGGAGUGAAAGAAGGGACGCUCCUGUUGGCUAAGGAUUCUUUAGACAAAAUGCUCAAGAAUAUAUACCCAGCCAUGGGCCAAGUGUCCAAUGUUGGUAAUGCCAACGGGCAUGGAGAAGCAGCUAGAAGCACUUAGGAAAUGAUGGACUUUUCUUUUUAACUCUGAGAAGAUUUCAGUUGUAAAGCACUUGGGAAAUGAGGGAUUUUUAUUUAGCUCUGAGGAGAUUUCAGCUGUAAAGCACUUAGGAAAUGUAUCUGUUUGAAGUACGAUUGUGGGUG